Molecule: messenger RNA, 1021 nt
Organism: Poecilia latipinna (sailfin molly)
Lineage: Eukaryota; Metazoa; Chordata; Actinopteri; Cyprinodontiformes; Poeciliidae
Product: CD63 antigen-like
Exons: 9
Coding region: 99-833 (244 amino acids)
Biological process (GO): regulation of vascular endothelial growth factor signaling pathway
Cellular component (GO): plasma membrane
Source: RefSeq, a predicted model, not a curated record
ACUCUCUGCAGGAGCUUUUGAACGUCACAUGCAACCUGCAUCCCUGCCCUGAUCAGCCGCUUGGUUUCUCCUCUUCAGUGUCGAAGUGAAAAAAAAAGAUGGGGAAAAUAAACGGAUGCCUGAAGUGCCUUUUCAUCUUCUUUAAUGUGCUGUUUCUAAUCGUCGGAUGUCUGCUGAUAUUCGUGGCAGUGAAGGCCACUGCUGUUUCAAUCCAGAUGUCGACAUUCGGCGGCCCGGGCGUGGGCUGGAUCUGGGUCAUCACCCUCGGCGUCUUCGGCAUCUCCGCUCUGGGAAUCUUCGCCGCCUGCUCCGAGAAGGAGCUUUUCCUCAAAAUAUUUGCAGGUUUCAUGGGGAUUGGGAUGAUCAUCAUGCUAAUCUUUGGGACGGUCGUGGCUGUUCUGAGAAACUCGCUGAAACAAAACUAUGAGAGUAAAUCCAAAGAAUUUGUCGAGCCCAUCAUGAAAGAUGAAGAGUCGCGGCAAGUCCUCGAGACCUUGCAGAUCACCUUCAAGUGCUGCGGCGUCGUUAGCGCUAAGGACUGGGGAUCACAAAUCCCAACCUCCUGUGAAUGCACCGACACCAGCAGAGCGUUUGGGGCCGUAACCUGCAAACCCAGACCUGUGUUAUCCUCAGGACCGGCUCUGAUCUACGCUGAGUCCUGCAGUGACAGCAUCUUUUACUUACUGGACAUUGGAUUCAAGAUCUCCCUGGGCUUCCUGUUUGGAUUCGCUGUCACUGCACUGUUGGGCCUGCUGAUCUCCAUUCUGAUGAUCCAUCAGAUCAGGCGCCACGACGGCAUGGGAGGGCCGUCCAUCGCCAUGAAGGGCUACUGAAGCAAAGCUGAACGUUAGGAUCUGAAAUGUAACCAGAGUCUGUUUUUAUCAUUAACACGGAGGGAUUUAAAUCGUCCUGGGAGGAGACAGCUUCUCCUCUUUCUGACUUUGUACCACUGAUUCUUGUAUAAACAUUUAUUUUUUUACAUCUUCAUGUUUUGUUGCUGAAUUGUAAUAAUCUAUGAAAC